This is a messenger RNA of Hypanus sabinus (Atlantic stingray), 464 nucleotides long. Its product is annotated as E3 ubiquitin-protein ligase RNF31-like. Gene Ontology annotation, cellular component: LUBAC complex. The record is from RefSeq and is a predicted model, not a curated record. The transcript is spliced from 3 exons. Gene Ontology annotation, biological process: protein linear polyubiquitination. The coding region runs from base 108 to 449 and encodes 113 amino acids. Gene Ontology annotation, molecular function: ubiquitin protein ligase activity; linear polyubiquitin binding; zinc ion binding. Lineage: Eukaryota; Metazoa; Chordata; Chondrichthyes; Myliobatiformes; Dasyatidae.
UGGAUUAGGGGAAAGGGUGAAGGGUGUUGAAUGGUUGGUCACCACCCCCGACACACCUCUCUCCCCUCUCCCAGUGCUCCAAUGGCUUCAUCUAUGACGGGAACCAGAUGCAAGUGACCUGUCCUCAGUGCCAGGGCAGCUUCUGUGUGGAGUGCAAGAGACCGUGGGAGCCACAGCACCAGGGUAUCAGCUGCGAUGAGUUCCAGACAUGGAAACGGGAGAACGACCCGGAGUACCAGGCCCAGGGGCUGGCCGCCUACCUCAAGGAGAAUGGCAUUGACUGCCCCAAAUGUAAGUUCCGCUACGCACUGGCUCGAGGCGGCUGCAUGCACUUCACCUGCUCUCAGUGUCAGUACGAGUUCUGCAGCGGCUGUUACAACGCCUUCCUCAGCAAAAAGGUCAGUAUCUCACAUUGCUCACAGCCUCUCGUGCCACGGUACCAACGGUAACCCAGCAUCCUCACA